AUGCGUGGUUCUUACUACUUUGUGAUAGUGGGGUCAGAUGAUAACCCCCUUUUUGAAUUAACCCACGGUUUGGCACCCAAAACGGACUUUAGGUAUUUGAAUCAGUUCAUUGCGCACGCAGCCCUUGAUAUGGUUGAUGAGAAUAUGUGGUCAUCGUCAUCAACGUACCUGAAGAUUGUGGACAAGUUUAAUGAAUGGCUCGUAUCCGCUUUUGUCACUCCAUCAGAUAUCCUUUUCCUCUCUGACAAGAUUCGCCAAUUCUUUCAAGAUGUAUAUGAAAUCUAUGUCCGGCUGUCUCUCAACCCAUUCUUUGAGCCCAAUAGCAGAAUCACAUCGGAAGCCUUCUUCAGGAAGGUUCAACAGCUCGCAAGGAACCAUUUCGGAUAA
Messenger RNA from Hydatigera taeniaeformis, 387 nucleotides. Lineage: Eukaryota; Metazoa; Platyhelminthes; Cestoda; Cyclophyllidea; Taeniidae. The record is from the annotation of a GenBank genome assembly.